AUGGAAGAAGCCAGUCUGUGCCUUGGAGUGUCCUCGGCGGCACCGGAAGCUGAGCCCCAUCUGAGCAGCCCCGUCCUCAACGGCCAGUAUGCCAUGAGUCAGAAGUUGCACCAGAUCACCUCCCAGCUCAGCCAUGCUUUCCCCGAGCUGCAUCCACGGCCCAACCCAGAGGAGAAGACCCCGGUUCCCCUCGACGAGAAGGCCCACGUGCCCAUGAGUGGCCAGCCCAUGGGCAGUCAGAUGGCGCUCCUGGCCAACCAGCUGGGCCGGGAUGUGGACACCAGCCUCAAUGGGCGGGUGGACCUGCAGCAGUUCCUCAACGGGCAGAACCUGGGCAUCAUGUCCCAGAUGAGCGAUAUCGAGGACGACGCCCGCAAAAACCGCAAGUACCCGUGCCCUUUGUGCGGCAAACGUUUCCGCUUCAACAGCAUCCUCUCCCUGCACAUGCGCACUCACACCGGCGAGAAGCCCUUCAAGUGCCCGUACUGCGACCACCGGGCGGCACAGAAAGGGAACCUCAAGAUUCACCUGCGGACCCACAAGCUGGGCAACCUGGGGAAGGGGCGCGGGCGGGUGCGCGAGGAGAACCGCCUGCUGCACGAGCUGGAGGAGAGGGCCAUCCUGCGGGACAAGCAGAUGAAGAGCAGCCUGCUGCAGCCCCGGCCGGACUUGAAGCCCCUGCCGCACGCCCAGCAGACCCCGCUGGCCGCCUGCAACCUGGCCCUGCCCACCAACCACAGCGUGCCCGACGUGGCCAACCCGGUGCCCUCGCCCAAGCCGGCCAGUGUGCAGGAGGACUCAGCGACCCCCGCCGCUGGCUUCCGCUGCACCUUCUGCAAGGGCAAGUUCAAGAAGAGGGAGGAGCUGGACCGCCACAUCCGCAUCCUACACAAGCCCUACAAGUGCACGCUGUGCGACUUCGCUGCCUCGCAAGAGGAGGAGCUCAUCAGCCACGUGGAGAAGGCCCACAUCACGGCUGAGUCGGCCCAGGGCCAGGGCCCCAACGGCGGCGGGGAGCAGUCGGCCAACGAGUUCCGCUGUGAGGUUUGCGGACAGGUGUUCAGCCAGGCGUGGUUCCUGAAGGGCCACAUGCGGAAGCACAAAGACUCCUUCGAGCACUGCUGCCAGAUCUGCGGCCGGCGCUUCAAAGAGCCCUGGUUCCUGAAGAACCACAUGAAGGUCCACCUCAACAAGCUGUCAGUGAAGAACAAGUCCCCUAGCGACGCCGAGGUGCCUGUGCCCAUGGGCGGCAUGUCCCAAGAGGCCCACGCCAACCUGUACUCCAGGUACCUCUCCUGCCUGCAGAGCGGCUCAUUCAUGGCUGCCGACAAAGCCAGCCUGAGCGAGCCCAGCCAGCUCUACGGCAAAGGCGAGAUGCCCGUGAAGGAGAAGGAGGUUGUGGGGAAGCUGCUGACCCCCAUCUCCAGCAUGGCCCAUGGCGUCCCCGAGGGUGACAAGCACUCCCUCCUGGGAUGCCUCAACCUUGUGCCACCGUUGAAAUCCAGCUGCAUCGAGCGGUUGCAGGCAGCGGCGAAAGCUGCCGAGAUGGACCCCGUGAACAGCUACCAGGCGUGGCAGCUCAUGGCCAGGGGCAUGGCCAUGGAGCACGGCUUCUUGUCUAAAGAGCACCAGCUACAGCGCAACCACGAAGACACCUUGGCGAACGCCGGAGUUCUGUUUGAUAAGGAGAAGCGGGAGUACGUGUUAGUGGGAGCAGAUGGCUCCAAGCAGAAAAUGCCUGCUGAUUUGGUUCACAGCACUAAAGCGGGCAAUCAGAGAGACCUGCCAAAUACGCUCGACCCUUUGGAAGGCAGUCGGGAUUUUUUGUCACAUGGGCUGCACCAGGCUCUCGAGUACAACCUGCAGGGUCCCGGGAGUCUGAAGGAGAAGCCCACCGAGUGCCCGGACUGUGGCCGAGUGUUCCGCACCUACCACCAGGUGGUCGUGCACUCCCGCGUCCACAAGCGGGACCGCAAGGGCGACGAGGACGGGCUGCACGGGGGCCCCGAUGAGCGGCGCGGCUCGGGCAGUGACCAGGAGUCCCAGUCGGUGAGCCGCUCCACCACGCCCGGCUCCUCCAACGUCACUGAGGAGAGCGGGGUCGGAGGCGGGCUCUCGCAGACCGGGAGCGCCCAGGAGGACAGCCCACACCCCUCCUCGCCGUCCUCCUCAGACAUUGGAGAGGAGGCUGGGAGAUCUGCCGGCGUCCAGCAGCCCGCACUGCUUCGAGACAGGAGCCUGGGCUCGGCCAUGAAGGACUGCCCGUACUGUGGGAAAACCUUCCGGACAUCCCAUCACCUAAAGGUCCACCUGAGGAUACACACAGGUGAGAAACCCUACAAAUGUCCCCACUGUGAUUAUGCCGGCACCCAAUCAGCCUCCUUAAAAUAUCACCUAGAGCGGCACCACCGGGAGCGGCAGAACGGAGCCGGGCCACUGUCGGGGCAGCCCCUGAACCAAGACCACAGGGACGAGCUGUCCAACAAAGCUGCUUUGUUUAUCAGGCCAGACAUCCUGAGGGGCGCCUUUAAGGGUCUCCCCGGAAUCGACUUCAGAGGUGGCCCUGCGUCUCAGCAGUGGACAUCAGGGGUGUUCUCAUCUGGAGAUCACUCAGGGCAGGCCACUGGCUUGUCUUCUGAGGCUCCUUCAGACACUCUGAAAGGUACCGACCUUCCUUCCAAAAGCACCCACUUCUCCGAAAUCGGGAGAGCUUAUCAAAGUAUCGUGAACAACGGUGUGAAUUUCCAAGGGUCCUUGCAAGCGUUCAUGGACAGCUUUGUCCUAAGCUCCUUGAAGAAGGAGAAGGACGUGAAGGACAAAGCCCUAUCUGACCCUCCUUCCAUGAAGGUCCACGGGGCAGACGGUGGCGAGGAGAAGGCGGGCGGCAAGGCAGCCCCCAGGAAGUCUGAGAAGUCUCAGUACGAGCCCCUGGACUUGUCCGUGCGGCCGGACGCCGCCUCCCUCCCAGGCUCCUCGGUGACUGUACAAGACAGCAUCGCGUGGCAUGGCUGCUUGUUUUGUGCUUUCACAACGUCCUCUAUGGAGCUGAUGGCCCUUCAUCUCCAGGCCAACCACCUGGGCAAAUCGAAACGCAAAGAUAGCGCCGUCGGGGUGACGGUCAAUUGCAAAGACCAAGCCCGGGAGGCCAGUAAAGUGGCCUUGUUGCCCUCGGUACAAUCAAGCAAAGAGAUGGCGCUUGCCAACAUGAUGGGGCCUCUAGACUCGGCUUCUGAAAAGAUGGCCCAAGGACAGGUCAAAGAGACUCUGGGGGAGCAGAAGGGUGGCCCAUGGCCCGGCCACGUGGACCCCACAUUCUGUAACUUCCCGUCAGACUUCUACAAGCAGUUCGGUGUUUACCCAGGUCUGCUGGGCUCGGGGGCCUCCAGUUCCUGCCCCAACAGGGAGCCCGACGGGAAGGCCCACUUGGAAGAUGAUGCCCCGAUCCUGAUCCCUGAAACCACAAAUAAGAACACUACUGAUGACCUCUCGGACAUCGCCUCCUCAGAGGACAUGGACUCCUCCAAAGGAGAAAACAACGAGGAAGAGGAUAUCGACACGGAGCCGGAGGUGAUGAGCAAGCCGCCUGCCCUGAGCAAGGACGGGGGCAGCGACGGUGGGGAUGGCCUGCUGCCCGCAGGCGCCCCACAGCCCAUCCAGGGACUGGUCUCCCCUCUACCCCAGGCAUCGGAGAAGCAGUGGCACAGCCCGGGCCUUCUUCCAGCCCAGGACCCCGUGGCGAGCCUGCCCAAGCCAGAGCGGGGGCCCCAGGGCCUGGAGAAGCCGAUGAAUGUGCUGUCGGUCCUCAGGGCCUACAGCGCCGAUGGCUUAGCAGCCUUUAACGGACUUGCAAGUAGCACAGCAAAUUCUGGAUGUAUCAAGAGGCCAGACUUGUGUGGUCACAGGCCUUUCCAGUGCCGCUACUGUCCCUACAGUGCCUCUCAGAAGGGAAAUCUGAAGACCCACGUCCUCUGCGUCCAUCGCAUGCCUUUUGACAACAGCCAGUAUCCCGACCGCAGGUUCAAGCGCUCCAGAGUCGACUCGGAGGCUUCUGGGAAUUUCGAAGACCUCACAGCUGUCAAGGCGGGGAGCUCAGCGGAGCUAACGGAGGAGGGCAGCAAGGCCCAGGAGGAGCGCAACUGA
Molecule: messenger RNA, 4140 nt
Organism: Lagenorhynchus albirostris (white-beaked dolphin)
Lineage: Eukaryota; Metazoa; Chordata; Mammalia; Artiodactyla; Delphinidae
Gene: ZNF536
Product: zinc finger protein 536
Exons: 4
Coding region: 1-4140 (1379 amino acids)
Biological process (GO): regulation of DNA-templated transcription
Cellular component (GO): nucleus
Molecular function (GO): RNA polymerase II cis-regulatory region sequence-specific DNA binding; DNA-binding transcription factor activity, RNA polymerase II-specific
Source: RefSeq, a predicted model, not a curated record